CGAACACAAAGCCUGUUGUUACUCACUUCAGCAGUCCAGUAUUUACAAAACUGUCCAGCAAUGCAACAUAUUGUAAGAUGCAUUUUUGGUAUCAGUUGUCUCAGGAUUCCCAGCUGAGGGUCUUCCUUAGAACUCCUGCUAAUGGGUAUUUGCAAAGCUUAAACAACCAAUCUUUCAAGAACACAAUGCAAUGGACAAAAGCAGAGGUCCAUAUAAGAAACACCACUGGGGAAAUAGAGGGACCUUUUCAGAUAAUACUACAAGCCAUUGUUCAAACAGAAAAGUCUGUUGUUGCUGUGGAUGACAUCAGUAUAACAAAGUCAUGUAAGAUUAAUAUAUCAUUUUCAAGUACCUAUCAAGAAGGAGAAGCAAAAAUAGAAACCACUGAUUCCUCAUCUUUUUAUUGUCCACUGGGAUCCUUGCCAUGUAAGGAUGGAAAAUGUAUUUCAUCUGACAAGUUCUGUGAUUUCACACCUGAUUGCCCAGAUGGCAGUGAUGAAGCCAUGUGCUCUGCUAAAUGUGACUUUGAAAAUGGCAGCUGUGGCUGGCUGGAGAUGGCUAGUGGUGAUGCAUUUGACUGGGUAAGGAGCUCCAGAAAUAGUCUAUCUCCUGUGUUCCAGAAACAAGCUCCACCAGCAGAUCACACCUAUAACCAAUCUGAAGGUCAUUUUAUGUUCAUUUUAAGAAACAGUAGCAGUAUCUCCCAGAUUGCACAACUACGAAGCCCAAAAUUUAGCCAGGCUGGAUCAAAUUGUUCAGUGACCUUCUGGUAUUACAACUAUGGGCUGUCAGUUGGAGCAGCAGAAAUGCAAUUGCUUGUCAAUGGACUAAAAGACCCAACAGUACUCUGGAGGAUAUAUUACAAUCAAGGAAAUCUGUGGCUAAAGGCUUCCAUUCAGCUUGGCCGCCUCCCACAGCCCUUUCAAUUAUCUCUAAAUAAAGUCAGCCUUGGAUUUUAUGAUGGUGUCUCAGCAAUUGAUGAUAUAACAUUUGAAAGCUGUGGAUUGCCGCCUCCAGCAUUAAACUGUGAAGGCCCUGAUCAUUUCUGGUGCCAAGAUUCAAAGGCUUGCAUUGAUCGUUUGUUAUUGUGUGAUCUUGUUGAUGACUGUGGAGAUGGGUCUGAUGAAAGGCAAUGCGAUCCUGAAUUUCAAUGUAAUUUUGAGCUUGGACUCUGCAACUGGGAGCAAGACAUAGAUGAUGACUUCAAUUGGACUAGAACCCAGGGACCGACUUCUACUCUUAAUACAGGACCAAUGAAGGACCACACUCUGGGCACCGUCAAAGGAUACUAUCUUUACAUAGAGUCUUCAGAACCACAGAUGUUCCGAAACAGAGCAGCUUUGCUUAGCCCCAUCUUCCAUUCUACCUUUGCACAUAGUAACAAAAGCUGCAUUUUUCGCUUCCAUUAUCAUAUGUUUGGAAAGCACAUUUACAGCCUGGCAGUUUCCCAGAGAACUGUGAGCAAUACAAGAGGACAUCUGCUGUGGCACACAUUUGGUAAUCAAGGCAACAGAUGGAAAAGGAAAGUGCUCUAUAUCACGAGUUCAGAGCCAUUUCAGAUCUUGGUGGAGGGUACUGUUGGGGAUGGUUUCACUGGAGACAUUGGUAUCGAUGACCUGUCUUUCAUGGAUUGUACACGAUACAAUGGAAGCUUGCCAGUUGGUGAAAUAACUCCACCAGUGACAUCCAUUCCUGUGACACUACCUAUGAACAACUGUACAGAAAAGGAAUUUGUAUGCAGAGCGACUGGACAAUGUGUAAAUCUCAACCAAAUGUGUGAUUUCCGACCUGAUUGCUCUGACAAAUCUGAUGAGUCCUCCUGUGUCCCUGAUGCUUGUGACUUUGACCAUGGAAACUGGUGUCAAUGGUAUCAGCCUGCUGCUGUAGGAACACCUUCAGCACAUGCCACUAAUGUGUUCCAGUGGGGCCUUGGAAGAGGAUCAGACAUUCACCCAGGAGAGGAGAGUUAUAGGCCAUUGGCUGAUCAUACUAUGGCUACUAAGAAAGGUUUCUACCUCUAUGCAGACAGUUCUAACGGAAAGUAUGGACAUACUGCAGAUAUUAUAACCCCAGUAAUUUCUCAGACUGGACCCAAGUGCAGGCUGGUAUUUUGGAAUUAUAUGCAUGGGGCAACAGUGGGUACUUUAAAGGUGCUCAGCAAAGUGGAAAAUGUAACCUCUGAACUUUGGUCUCAAAGUGGCCCCCAGAGGGACCAAUGGAACAGAGCUGAAGUAUUUUUGGGUGUUCGCUCCUAUUUUCAGGUUGUUUUCAGAGCAAAACGAGGCAUCAGUUAUGUGGGAGAUGUGGUAGUGGAUGAUAUUUUGUUUGAAGACUGCUACCCGUUGUUGAUCCCAGAGAGACAUUGUACUUCAGAAGAAUUUACCUGUGCAAACAAAUACUGCAUCCCAAAGGAUAACCUUUGUGAUUUUGUGAAUGACUGUGCAGAUAAUUCAGACGAGAAUGAAAGCAUCUGCAGUGUUUCCAUUGGACGCUGUGAUUUUGAAUUUGAUCUUUGUGACUGGGAGCAAGUUCAGAAUGACGACUUUGACUGGAAUCUCAGAAUUGGCGGCGUCCCAAGAGUAAUCACUGGACCAGUUGCUGAUCAUACCUUGCAAGAGCCAUCUGGUCAUUACAUCUUUAUUAAAAACUCCUUCCCUCAGUUGCCUGGGCAAGAAGCCAGAAUUUCUAGUGUGAUCAUAAGCAGAAAAAGCAAAAAUUGCAAGAUAAUAUUUUAUUACCACAUGCAUGGAACAAACAUUGGAUCACUAACUGUCUACCAGAUGAUAGUAUCAAAUCAAACCAGAAAAACACUGUUGAGUCUGUCUGAGGAUCAGGGAAAUUUCUGGAAACGUCAAGUAUUACUAUUGGAAGCAGAUGAGGACUUUCGAAUCAUCUUUGAAGGGCGUGUUGGGAAAGAUUACAGGAGAUCUAUAGCCCUUGAUGACAUUGUUCUUACAAGGGAAUGCCUAUUGUCAUCCAAGUUCUUACCAGAUGAAUCUGCAGAUUUACCAACAGGCUCUUGCUUACCUGGCUAUUUGGAGUGUCUCAAUGGCAAAUGUUACAGACCGGAACAAAGCUGUAAUUUUGAGGAUGACUGUGGGGAUAAUACUGAUGAGAGAGAAUGUGGCACCUCUUGCACUUUUGAAAAUGGAAUGUGUGGUUGGAAGAACUCCCUUGCUGAUAACUUCAAUUGGAUUAUGAGAACCAGCUCGCCUCAAAGUCUCAGACCUUUCAAGGACCAUACACUAGAAAAUGGAAAAGGACAGUUCCUGUAUCUUGAAGCCACAUCAACAGGCAUAAGAGGUGAAAAGGCCCAUCUGAAGAGUGCUAUGUGGACAGAGUCUAGCACUGCUUGCAGUCUAAGUUUUUGGUAUUACACAUCUUCAAAAGCAACAGGUCGUAUCCAGGUUCUCAUUACGAGUCAAGUCCAUGUCGAGUCAUUGAAGCGACUUGAAUCUGACUUGAGUCCAAGUCAAUUGGCUCGAGUCAACAUCACUGAUGAAGCUGACACCAAAGAAAAUUCCUCCCCUCGGGUGUGA
Molecule: messenger RNA, 3539 nt
Organism: Sceloporus undulatus (fence lizard)
Lineage: Eukaryota; Metazoa; Chordata; Lepidosauria; Squamata; Phrynosomatidae
Gene: MALRD1
Product: MAM and LDL receptor class A domain containing 1
Exons: 19
Coding region: 78-3539 (1153 amino acids)
Cellular component (GO): membrane
Molecular function (GO): protein binding
Source: RefSeq, a predicted model, not a curated record